AUGGAUUAUUAUAUUCAAGGCGAACAACUAAUCAUCCUCGACUUGUUCCAUUUCAUCGAAAAAGAAUUUUAUAAAGAACGUUGUGCAGAAUGUAUUAGAGCUCUUGUUGUUUGGGGAUAUCAAUUGGAAAUAGUUGAUCAUGAUGCUAAUGAACGUGCCAAUCAGAGUAGAGUACUUUCUGGGCGAAAUGAGCAUGAUUUCAAUCCUCGUCCUGUUGAUCUUUCUAAUAUGAACUUGGAUAAAGAAAUUCUUCAAGUCGCUGAGCAAUUAGCUGAGAAUUCCCAUAAUCUUUGGGCAAGAAAAGUUUUUGAUGAUUUAGCAGAUAAUAGUGCCCAAUACUCUUCAAUGCCUCUUGCUCUUGUUCCAUGGGAAUUGUUGACAGAUUUUGAAAGACGUAAAAAUCGCUUCAGAACCCAAGAAGUCCUUCAAUUCUUUCAAUUUCAUGGAUAUCGAAUUUUUAGUUCUUCUGACUCAGUGGAUCAAAUGUCGAUUGUUGACCGUUUCAAAAUUGAUGGAGGAGCAACAGCUAGUUGCACUACUUUAGGUGCUGAUCGUUCUUCUGUUGAAAAGCGUUUUGCUUUUAAUUUACUCUUGACGCUUGUUGACUUCAAAAUACUCUUGAUGCUUGUUGACUGA
Molecule: messenger RNA, 636 nt
Organism: Meloidogyne enterolobii
Lineage: Eukaryota; Metazoa; Nematoda; Chromadorea; Rhabditida; Meloidogynidae
Source: the annotation of a GenBank genome assembly